CCAGAAGUUUGAGGAUCUAGAAGUAGAUUAGCUAAAUUGUUUAAUCCUCCUAAUUGAACUACCAUAUGCGUAAGUCAGUUGAAUCGUGAAUGUCAAGUGGUACGAGAAGCUAACCUAGCCACUUGACGGAUAGUAAGGCCCGCUGGUCUCUUCUAUCGGGCUUUAGAUUUUCUUGGCCCAGCUAAGUUUAAGAGAAACCCUUAGCCCAUCUCCACUGUUCUUUUUCUCUCGAAGGGGUUAAAUUUGAGAGCGGAGACAGAGCUAGGGUUUUCGGAGUUCAGAGAACCACAGCAGCAGCAACAGGAGGAGCAAAGCGGCGACGCCAACAUCUCAUCGCCAUGGUUCUCAAGUUCGUCUCCUCCCUUUCCCUGUCUCGCUCCUUCUCUGAGCCAUUCUUUCCUGUUCUGCGGAACAUUCAGAUUGUUGAUUUUGAUUCGUAUGUUUUUGUUGACUGAUUCGGACCGAGAGCAAUGCGACUUUGAAUCGGAUUCAGGAAUUUCGAAUCGGUCUUCUUGUUCGUUUAUGCUUCCCUGAAAUUGGAAUUUCGUCCAUAUAUUCGAUAAUAACUUUGCAGAACAUAGUUCCACUGUUUUCUGUUCCAUCGCUCUAUGCGCUGCUUAGGUUUCUUUUCCAUUUCUUCUUUCUCUCGCUUUCUCAGCUUCCAUUUGCUGAUGUCGCCAUGUGCAUGUGGUUUUUGUUUUAUUACAGAACCGAGCUAUGCCGCUUCAGCGGGCAAAAGAUUUACCCGGGCAGGGGCAUCAGAUUCAUCCGUGCUGAUUCUCAGGUUUUCCUCUUUGCAAACUCCAAAUGCAAGAGGUACUUCCACAACCGCCUGAAGCCUUCCAAGCUUACCUGGACAGCUGUGUUCAGGAAGCAGCACAAGAAGGAUAUUGCUGCCGAAUCUGUGAAGAAGAAGAGAAGGACCAACAAGAAGCCUUACUCAAGGUCCAUUGUUGGUGCUUCUUUGGAGGUCAUCCAGAAGAGGAGGGCUGAGAAACCUGAAGUUCGAGAUGCCGCUCGUGAAGCUGCCAUUCGUGAGAUCAAGGAGAGGAUUAAGAAAACCAAGGACGAGAAGAAGGCUAAGAAGGCGGAAGUGACCAAGAGUCAGAAGUCCCAAGGCAGUAAGAUGCCGAGAGGUGCUGCACCUAAGGGUGGACCCAAGCUUGGUGGUGGUGGUGGAAAGCGAUGAAUAUGAUGUUCACCAACAUUUUCCCCUGGUGACUUUUAUGUACUAGUUAGUAGAAACGACUUUGAGAUGUGUUUCUAUAUUUUCGAUGUGUUUCAUCAAACAUCAGUCUUCCUUUUUAAGGGAUUUUCCAUAUGAAUAUUGAGUUCAUUUCAACCAAAGGGUUUCACUAUGUUCUUUGCUAUGGUUUGCUUAACUUACUUUUGUUCUUGGAUAGCACAUGAGCAGGCUGGCAUAGCUUUGGUUUGUGGCUUUGUCCAUGAGGUUAGAUAGGUAUUACCAGUAUUGGAUGUGUUCCUAGUCCCUAAAUGGUUUGUUCAUCAGCUAUAGAACUGCAGUAAUAUUUUCCAUUACCAUUAUGUUAUCAGGUUGGGAUGACUAAGUGAAAGAUUAUAGUAGAGCAUCCCUUUCUUGUGCAGCUAUUUGACAGGCUAAGCUUAUUAUUAUGAAUCAAAGAGAGACGACCAUUUUUAGGAUUUCACAACUCUUUAGGGGUCGUUUGGAUUGAGUAUUUGAUAAACUUGUUGUUUGGGGCCAAUUACCACACAAAUACCACAUAAUAUAAAACUUGUUAUUUG
This is a messenger RNA of Linum trigynum, 1764 nucleotides long. The record is from the annotation of a GenBank genome assembly. Lineage: Eukaryota; Viridiplantae; Streptophyta; Magnoliopsida; Malpighiales; Linaceae.